This is a messenger RNA of Phascolarctos cinereus (koala), 1774 nucleotides long. RefSeq names its product dual specificity phosphatase 28 (gene DUSP28). The record is from RefSeq and is a predicted model, not a curated record. NCBI's taxonomy places the organism in Eukaryota, Metazoa, Chordata, Mammalia, Diprotodontia, Phascolarctidae. Gene Ontology annotation, biological process: protein dephosphorylation. Gene Ontology annotation, cellular component: cytoplasm.
UACCAUUGCUACAAAGUGCAGAGGGAUGCAUGGUUAUUCCUCUCCCCCCACUGUGCCUCAGUCUCCCUAUCUGUAAAAAAGGGAGUCCCAAGUUGGAGGUCCACGUGUGUGUCACAUCCCGAGCAGGAAGGGACCUCAGAGGCCCCCACCUCCUCCUUUUACAGACGGGGAAACUGAGGCCCAGAAUUGGAAGGAGCUUUCAUUUGAACCCAGGGCUCCCUCCCUCCCCGCCCCCCCCCGCUGGUGGGGGAGGAGCGGAGCCGGCACUAGGACCCCGGGGGGAGUGCGGGCGGCUGCGAUAAAUAUAGCACGCGGGAGAGGCGGGCGGCGGGGCAGCUCCGGACAGCCGACGCUAUGGACUGGGAGCCAGCAGCUCCGGCAGGAGGCCCGGCGGAGGCCACGGGCUCGGAGGCCGGACGGCGGAUCGCGCGGGUCACGCCGUGGCUGCUCCUAGGCCCAGCGCGUGCGGCCGCGGACGCGGAGCUGCUGGCGCGCGAGCGCGUCACGUUCUGCGUCAAUGUGACCCGGCAGCAGCCGUGCCCGCGCGCGCCCGGCGUGCGUACGCUGCGCGUGCCCAUCUUCGACGACCCGGCCGAGGACCUGCUGACGCACCUGGAGCCUUGCUGCGCCGCCCUGGAGGCGGCCGCGCGCGCCGGCGGCACGUGCCUCGUGUACUGCAAGAACGGCCGCAGCCGCUCGGCCGCCGUGUGCACCGCCUACCUCAUGAGGCAUGGCGGCCUCAGUCUGGAGCAGGCCUUCCAGGUGGUGAAGAAGGCCCGACCCGUGGCCGAGCCCAACCCGGGCUUCUGGGCUCAGCUGCAGAAGUACGAGGACGCCCUCCAGAAAAGGCCCCCCCGGGACUGACGCCCUCCAAGCCGCGGCCGGAGGCCGACCUUAGCGUGGCCUGUUCUCCCACCCGGGACCGUGUCCGUGGGAGCCUGGAGCAGACCCCGGGGGGAGGGGAGCGCCAGAGCCAUCCCUGGGGUUUGAAGGGCUACGGAGGUUUGGGGUACUCUGGAGCAGAAGUGUGACUUAACCAAAACGUUGAGGACCGCAGAGGGUACAAAAACCGAACCCUAAAAGUGAAGGCAGAAGGCCUGGGUGAGAAUCCAGGUUCUGGCUUCAGCUGCUUGGGGGGACCUGGAGGGAAACACUCUAUGCCUCAGUUUCUUUAUCUGUACAAUGAAGGGAGGAACCAAAUGGCCAUUCCCUCCAAGUUCUAGACCCUCCAUUUGGGCUGUUUUCUGGAAUCCCAAGUCAGGGGUGGAGAGGCAGGGUUGGGAGGAAUCACAUAGGGUCUUAAAAAACAAAAUCAGACCUUGACCUCGUGGAAGAACGGGUCAACAUCUUCUCAGUCUGAGAAAGUUGGCUGGGUCACUGAGAAAUCUGGUGACUUGCCCAGGAUCACACAGCCUGUUAAGUGUCAGAAACAGAACCCAGGUGUUCCCAACUGGGAGCCGUCAGGGCCAUCUUAUUCUCCAUUACCUAGCAGCUACCAGCCUUUCUGCUUGAUAGAGGAAUCUGGCCGUUGGCUCUCCAACUCUGAGUCUAGCUUCUCAUCUGUUAUGCAAACAGGCCAGAGCUGCGUUGGUGUUAUCCCUUAACAAGCCGGGUGAGCCUCAGCAAGUGGGCACUUUCUGCAUGGUUAGCCGUUUGUUAUUAUACACUCGAAUAUAGAAUAAUAGUAAUAUAGAAUAAUAUAUGGACUGUGAGACUGAGUCCAUGUCCUCUGUGCCACAUUGCAAAUGAAAUUGAAUAGAGAUAAAUGUUUUGU